CGCUCCUCCUGCCCCGAACACACAACGCCGUCGUCCGCCACUCGCAACCUCCCACGCCCCGCGCCCACCCGGUACACGUACUCCCCAACCCAGCACCAACCCUCCUCGUCACCACUCUCUCUUUACUUUCCCUCGCGCGCGCUCUCUCUUUCUCCAUUGCUGCCCCCUUGAUUCGCGCGCAGGAGGCCACGGCUCGCGCUCUCCCUUGCUGAUACGGCGGUGGUCUGCUCAGGCGCGUGGUGCGGCGGACGUUGGUGUGGUUUGCGGCUGUUGAUACUGCCGUGAGCUUGUGAUGGCGGCUGCGGUGUUCGCGGGGGAGGGGGCCGCCGCGCGCGGGGGGUGCUCGGCGGAAUGCGCCGGCGGGAUCGAGAGGCCGCCGGAUCUCGGGAGCAGGGCGCGCGCCGCCGGGGACGGGUGCGGCAAGCGGAGCGUGUACCUCAUGGAGUGCGUGCCGCUGUGGGGCUGCGCCGCGGCACGCGGCCGCGCCGCGGAGAUGGAGGACGCGUGCGCCGCCGUGCCGCGCUUCGCCGCCGUGCCGGCGCGGAUGCUCGCGAGCAGCCGCGAGCUGGACGGGAUCGGGGGCGACUUCGACGCCGCCGAGCUCCGGCUUCCGGCGCACCUGUUCGGCGUCUACGAUGGACACGGCGGCUCGGAGGUCGCAAACUACUGCCGGGAUAAGAUCCACGUCGUGUUAAGAGAGGUGCUGAAAGCUGGCAGGUGGUUGGAGGAAUUGGGGGAAGUAGGGGAGCUCGACGUGAAAGAACCAUGGGAGAAGGUUUUCGGUGAUUGUUUCCAGAAGGUAGACGACGAGGUGUCGGGGAAAGCGAGCAGGUUUUCCAAUGGCACCAGGGAGAUCCGUCCUGAGCCUAUUGCCGCUGAUAACGUGGGUUCCACCGCCGUUGUUGCCAUUGUCUGCUCUUCUCAUGUCAUAACUGCGAAUUGUGGAGAUUCACGCGUGGUGCUCUGCCGUGGAAAGGAGCCCAUUGCUCUGUCCGUCGAUCACAAACCUGAUAGGAAAGAUGAGCGUGCCAGGAUUGAGGCCGCAGGUGGAAAGGUCAUUGACUGGAAUGGUUAUCGUGUCUCUGGUAUUCUGGCAAUGUCACGGUCAAUCGGUGACCGAUACCUGAAACCAUUUCUGAUUCCAAAGCCAGAAGUCAGCAUUGUUGCUCGGGCAAAAGAUGACGACUGCCUCAUUCUAGCAAGCGAUGGUCUCUGGGAUGUCAUGUCAAAUGAGGACGCAUGCAAAGUUGCCCGGCGACAGAUCCUUCUGUGGUACAAGAAUAAUAACGACGGUGCGAAUUCCGAUGGAGGCAGCGAACCCACUAUGAACCCAGCUGCAAAAGCAGCCGCUGAUUGUCUCGUGAGGCUAGCGCUGUCGAAAGGGAGCGGGGACAACAUUAGUGUCAUUGUUAUUGACCUGAAAUCAAGAAAGAAGACCAAGGGCAAAACCUAACAUACCCAUAAUUCACCCGACUAGCUGACCAUGUCUGGAGUUUCGUCCGCUAGUCUGCUUCCCUUGCAAGAACGGCACACCUACUUUUUUUGUUUCUUCAGUCGUCUGCAAGAGCUGUAUGUGUAUAUGCUAAUAGGUCUACUUCCGAUAAUCUGAUGUAUGGGGUGCGUGUUGGCGUGUUUCUGUAUACCCCCUUAGCCUUUUGGUUUUGGGCUGUUCACACUUGAUUCUCAUCAGGUUCAGAACAGCCAUGUAAAUGUAGUGGUGUCUGCAUAAUAAUUGAGCCUUGUAAAGGACUGAGCAGCUGAUAUGAUCGUCGGAAGUUACAUGUGUAGCAGAAGA
Messenger RNA from Triticum dicoccoides, 1795 nucleotides. Its product is annotated as protein phosphatase 2C 50-like. Gene Ontology annotation, molecular function: protein serine/threonine phosphatase activity; cation binding. Gene Ontology annotation, biological process: protein dephosphorylation. Lineage: Eukaryota; Viridiplantae; Streptophyta; Magnoliopsida; Poales; Poaceae. The transcript is spliced from 4 exons. The record is from RefSeq and is a predicted model, not a curated record. Bases 293 to 1453 code for a protein of 386 amino acids.